AUGGACCGCAUCGAGCAGCGCGUGAGGCAGUUGAGAGUGUCUGAUGGAGCUGCUGUUUGGGAUGAUUUGGAGGGUAUGCCGGUAGCCAGCUUGCCGACUAAGUUCAGGAUGCCAAAUAUUGAAAGGUACACUGGUAUCGGUUGUCUGCUCAUCCAUCUCCGACUGUAUAGCACCAUGAUGAGGGCUCAUGGACUGGACGAGCCUCAGAUGAUCACUCUUUUCCCCCUAUCUCUGAGUGGGGCGGCUCAAUACUGGUUUGCUUCUCUGGAGUCCUCGAAACGUCGUACAUGGGAUGACUUGACCCAGGAGUUCCUACGACAGUUUUCGUUUAACACUAUCGUAGACGUAUCGAGGAGAGAGCUCGAGGCUCUGAGGCAGAUGACAGAGGAGUCCAUUCUUCUUUCAUUUCCCGCUGAUUUUGGGUCUCUGGUUAUGGCUUUGUAUAAUGUCGAGGACGACAUCUCGAGAGGUUUAUGGGCAGAUUCUUCCCCUAGUGAUGUUAAGGGGAAGAAACCAUUCGUAGGACAGAGGUCGACAGAUGUUAGUGCUAUCAGUUCAUCCAGUCAGAGGCCUCCUAGGCGUCAUCAGCCUGUCCCACAGCUCCUUGAGACUCAUCCGUCUUGCACACCUCAACAGUUCAGGCCACAGGCACCUUGCCCGGCUUUUGAUCAGACAUAUCAGGCUCAGCCAUUGGCUCUACCUUACUAUGCCACUCAGGGCAUUGAGAGACCUCUUGUUUCAUACACAGCCACUGGACAGCCAUGCUACGCUGCACAGUUCACUCCGAGGCCCGCGCCUUCAUACCCCAGGCCCCGAGCUCAACAGGCCUCUACUCCUUUUGCUUUGAGGACGCAGAGACAGUUUUCACAGAUAGGCAUGCUGUUGAGCCAGGCUCUUCGGAAGCUCACAAAGGCAGGUUUGUUGACUGCACUCACUCCGAGACCGCCCCCUCAGCCUCUACCUCCUCACUACAGAAUGGAUUUGCAUUGUGCCUAUCAUCAAGGGUCAAGACAUGAGACUGAUCGAUGCACCGCGCUGAGGCACGCCAUCCAGGACUUGAUUGAUCAAGGUUUGGUUCACUUGGGUCAGCCGAGUGUAACCCAAAACCCACUACCAGCCCAUACCAUGCAUGCAGUUCCUCCACCAGACGGAGGUAUUCAUUUCCUGGAUUUUGCUGAUUCUGAUGACCAUGUCUGUAUGAUGAGUUGGGACGACAUGGAUCCAGAGCCCAUAGAGUUGGAUGAUAUUUAUGAGAUGAGCAGCAUGUCUUUGGGGCCUCGGGUGCCCACUCCAUUCAGAUUAUUUCCUGAGGCAACCUCAGUACAUGCGUCCAUUGUCGAGCCUCCGACUUCCAUGCGCUAUAGCGUUCAGACGUCGUUCGUCUUAGUCCCAAAUGUUGAGGAAUUUCAGGCUCCACACAGUGAUGAUCCUCAGACUCCGGACGUUCAGUAUAUCCUCCGGGGAGGGAGAGAGGAGGUUAGAGCAGAGGAUGACAAGAUUUUGAGGCAGUUGCAAAGCACUCAAGCUCGUAUUUCUAUCUGGAGCCUUUUAGCAUCCUCCAGUACUCAACGGGAUGCACUGACUCGAGCUCUGAGCCAGAUCAGAGUUGAUACCACGACCACUCCUGAGGGACUCAUUCAUAUGAUGAUGGCUGGCAGAGCCACUUGUAUCGUCUUUUCCGAUGACGACUUGCCACCAGAGGGUUCAGACCACAUGCGUCAUCUCUAUAUAUCUGUUGGCUUUUCAGGUCGUCGAGUUCCAUCUGUCCUUCUGGACAAUGGCUUGGCCCUGAACAUAUGUCCUCUGGCCACCGCCAUCGCUCUUGGAUACGCACCAUCCAAUUUCGGCCCAUCCACGCAAAUCGUCCAAGCUUAUGACAACACUCGUAGAGAGGUUUUGAGGAUUCCUACAUUCUUUAACCUACUUUUGGGCCGACCGUGGAUUCACCGAGCUGGAGCCAUUCCUUCUUCACUUCAUCAGAAAGUGAAGUUCAUCCAUGAGGGCCAAGUAGUCGCCGUACAGUCGGUAGGGGACAUGUUCAUUUUCGCUGAGCCUGUGCUCCAAAUCAGCCAUAGCGACGACGACUUACUGCUGACCGGGUUCACUUUUGAUGAGCAUGGCAGCACUGUAGUGCUUGAUAUGAUGAGAGACAUGUCCUAUCUUCCUGGCAUGGGAUUGGGUCGACGUCAGCAUGGACCGAGCGAGUUCAUCACCAUUCCUGAUCAUGACAUACCAUUCAGACUCGGGUUCAUCCCCACUGAGGCCGAUUAUCUCUAUAUGGCGCGCUUGCGCAAGGAGAGAGUGAGGACUCGGCUGACUCAUACGCCUUUCUAUUAUCCUGUGCGCCCGUACACCAGGAGCCUAGUUGAUUACUUUGUGAAAGCAUUGAAGUCGCAUGCAUCAUCCGAUGGGAUCAUCAGAGGACUUAGCACCACCCAGGAGGCCGAGCUUCAGCGCCUCAUCCAGUAG
Molecule: messenger RNA, 2469 nt
Organism: Vitis vinifera (wine grape)
Lineage: Eukaryota; Viridiplantae; Streptophyta; Magnoliopsida; Vitales; Vitaceae
Exons: 5
Coding region: 1-2469 (822 amino acids)
Source: RefSeq, a predicted model, not a curated record